AUGGCCUCUGAUUCCGCAAUUUCAAUCGGCUCUAGUCCACAAGAUUCCAAUGACUCUGAUGCUACAAGUUUCAACAGAUCUGAUACUACACUUUCCAUGAUCUCAGAUCUUAGUCCUCCAGGUUUCAACGAGUCUGAUAUUGGACUUCCCAGGGUCUCAGAAUUGCUUCGUUCAGAUUCCGAUAGGUCUGAUUUUACACUUCCCGGGUUCUCAAACCCUCUGCCUUUCAAUAACUUCAGUACUCAGCUUCAAAACUAUCCCGAUCCUUUGAAUCACUCUGGUGUUACAGAUCAAAGAAAUCUUCGUCUUCCAAUAUCAGAUGGACACACACUUGACCCUGGCCCGCUGAUUCCCCCCAAACUGUUUCUCUCGCAACCAUGCCUUCACUGCAGUCGUGAUUUUCCUUCUGGUCCACCAUGCAGUGGAGUCGAGCCUUGCUUUGAAUGUGUCAAGUCAAACAAGUUCUGUUCUUUUCCAAGAAGUGCUUAUUUAGCUGAACCAGGUUUGAUUCUACAUUCACCCCUUACAAAUGUACUGGCUGCUGACAAUCAUAUUAAUCUGAAGAUCUCCUCUAUAUUCCGGUGUAUCUGCCUUAUUACCAGUAAGUCAAUUGCGCAUCUUAUCUGUGGUAAAAAUCAACUAACGCGAUUACGAUCGAUAGAUCUUGGGAGUGCAUGUAAUCAUCCUACAUCACACCCUGUACCUGAGCACGAACUGACAGAGCAAGUAGCUGCAGCAGUAAUUGCGAUUCCAUUGAUCCCGGACUACAUAAUUUUCCGGUAUUAUCUCCAAGGCAGGGUGGUAUGGGAUAAUGACUAUUUGUUAGUAAGAGACCUGAAGCGGGGAAAUGAUGAUUGUAUCGAAUUGCGUGCCUUCAAUUUGGAUGCAGGAAGUGAGUAUCAUGGAUGUAAGGUAGGAUGGUAUCAGAAGAAUGUAUGA
This is a messenger RNA of Botrytis deweyae, 939 nucleotides long. RefSeq lists its product as uncharacterized. The record is from RefSeq and is a predicted model, not a curated record. The transcript has 4 exons. Lineage: Eukaryota; Fungi; Ascomycota; Leotiomycetes; Helotiales; Sclerotiniaceae. The coding region runs from base 1 to 939 and encodes 312 amino acids.